Molecule: messenger RNA, 258 nt
Organism: Peniophora sp. CBMAI 1063
Lineage: Eukaryota; Fungi; Basidiomycota; Agaricomycetes; Russulales; Peniophoraceae
Source: the annotation of a GenBank genome assembly
AUGCCCUUAUUAGUCCGCGUUCAGUUGGUUGACUUGGCUCACUGGUGUCAGGCGGCGCUAUUGAAGUAUGAAAUCCGGCAUCUGUGGGGUUACCUCACGUGCGUACCCUCAAUCUCGCGAGGAGGCGCAACCUGCUUGCCCCUGUUCACCAUCGCAUGGAGAUUUACAAGUCCCUCGAGGGUGUUGGCACAAGUGAUAUUGCAUCUGCCGCAGCGCAUCGGUGUCGCGGACCAUGGAGGGCGAGCUCGUACAGAUUAG